AUGAACAGUUGCCGCAAAACGACCAAAGAAAAUUUAAUGGAUAGUUCGUUUAGAAACGUCAGAAGAGAUCGCAAUUAUAAGAAGUGGGAUCGCAAUGUUGAUGGUGGCAACGAUGAUGUGGACCAUCUCAAGCCUAACAAGUAUACGAACAAUAACUUAUCCAGUGAGUUGAAAAAAGUAUUUGACAGAUCGCACUCAAGAAACGAACUGCACAGUUUUCAAAAAAAGUCUGUUCGUCAGAUAAACUUAAUGGAAGAAAUAAGUUGUCACCAACGCAGCCAGCGAAAAUCAGCUGGACGUCUACAGCAGCGUUCUUCAUGUCAAGCACGUAUUCGAAGAACACCGACCAGUGGAUAUUUCUGUCGGGACCAUGCAGCCCACGGCGAUUCAAAUUUCAUGCAACCUCAUGAGACGAGCAAGUUUAUUACAGCUGGUUUCAAUUCUAAAGCCAAUAAUGCACACACAGUUCAGCCUGCCUACAACAUCACGAACAGUCUAAGAUAUCGACUUUUAGACGGUUGCAUUAAAAAAUCCAGCAGUAGCUUUUGUGAUGUGCGUGAUGUACGAAAUAUAAAGCAAUAUGGCGAUGGUUAUGAAGACGAUGAAGAUAUUUUCGCUUCUGGAAACCUUGAUAGCAAUGCUCCAUUACCUGAAUAUCAUGUGGAGCCCACGGCUGAUACUGUUCUCCGAGUGGCCAACCGAAGUAUAAUUUGUAAAUCCUCCUCAGAUCUGCAGUAA
This is a messenger RNA of Helobdella robusta, 738 nucleotides long. RefSeq lists its product as hypothetical. The record is from RefSeq and is a predicted model, not a curated record. The coding region runs from base 1 to 738 and encodes 245 amino acids. NCBI's taxonomy places the organism in Eukaryota, Metazoa, Annelida, Clitellata, Rhynchobdellida, Glossiphoniidae. The transcript has 2 exons.